CUGUUUUACACUCCGAUUUAGGUUGCUCAACUCGCACAGUUCAACAAACCAGUCAAGCGCCGGAAUGACUCACCAGCCCCCCAGUCCAUCCAGGCAACGCUCCUUGCGCUCACCGCCCCGCUCGCGGGUAGAUGAGCCCAACCGCGACCUCUUAGCAAAGCGCCUGACGACUGUGAGCGAAUUGCAGCGCGAAAUGCUUGACCGAUGGAACAAAAAAUCUACGGGACCGGUGUCCAAGGCGAUCCCGGUCCCGUUACACGCUGGCGAGACGUUGCAGCAGUACACGCGAGCGUUUGAGAGUUGGCUUCUAACGAAGAACGAGACGUUUGCAUCGUUGCGUUAUGAUAUCUGUCGAGAGCGCGGGUUCUGGUUCUCCUUCGCUCAUAAACGAGCGGGUGCAUGCGGGAACAAGGCCUCGCUGCAGCGCGAUAUGGACGGACUGUCAUCGUUCUAUGGGCCACAGUCAGGCAACAGCAAUAAACGCAUGCGUUAUAGUGAAUCCUCAAGCUACGACAGAGAGAAAUCCUUUGCACAAAGAUCAGAGUGGUCGUACAGCUCAAGUACACGUGAGUGGGGUAUGAAACCCGCACGAAUCCGACGAAGUCACGCGACAACGAGUUGCAUCAAGUUACCAAAGAAGGUAAACACUCGUCACGGCAUGAAUCAGUGCGCUCUUGUCAAACUACAAGUGAGAAGGCCGUAGAAAAGCGUAGUAACGAAUUACAGGCACAUCGGAUGGUUUCUCCUGAGCAAUUUUUGAAUGUCCUUGCUUCCGGUAAGAAUACUUCAAUAUCGCUAUUAAAAUCGGAGAAUUCGAUGCCCGCAAAGUCAUCCACGCGACAAGAUGACGUUCAACAUCGACAUGGCGAUCAAACUUCGCCAAAUACCUCAUGCACAAAAUCUGUAACAGAGAUCGACACGAUUGAAGCUCGAAAAAGCGAUGAUAUCAAUUCUUUCUUGCCCAAAGUGCAAUUUGGGACCAAUAGCUCGCUGAAAUCACCAGCGCAUCGUUCAUUAGACGGUAAAUAUGAAAAAAUUGAACCUGCUCC
Phytophthora nicotianae INRA-310 is the source of this 1049-nucleotide messenger RNA. RefSeq lists its product as hypothetical. NCBI's taxonomy places the organism in Eukaryota, Oomycota, Peronosporomycetes, Peronosporales, Peronosporaceae. Bases 65 to 703 code for a protein of 212 amino acids. The record is from RefSeq and is a predicted model, not a curated record. The transcript has a single exon.